Messenger RNA from Paramisgurnus dabryanus, 3457 nucleotides. RefSeq names its product threonine synthase-like 1. Gene Ontology annotation, biological process: amino acid metabolic process. The record is from RefSeq and is a predicted model, not a curated record. Gene Ontology annotation, cellular component: cytoplasm. NCBI's taxonomy places the organism in Eukaryota, Metazoa, Chordata, Actinopteri, Cypriniformes, Cobitidae. Gene Ontology annotation, molecular function: pyridoxal phosphate binding.
AGUGACGCGGUUUGUGUACGCAACACAUGCUGCUGAAUGUAGCGUCUUGUUCAGAGCUCUUUUUUUACUGCAGUUAACCUAUAGAUUAUAAUCCUUUGUGCCAAGAUGAUCUCUGCAAAUAUCUGUCGGCGGUUGGGCAAACUAAGAAAUCUCAGGACUCGCCUGUUAUUUUUUCAACUUGGUUCUUCAUACUUCACCACGGCAUGGCUAUCAAAUCAAAUCUCGAAACCUGAUAAAAUGAACAUCAUUCUGAUGGGUCCUCCAGGAGCGGGGAAGACCAGCGUUGGACGUAUUGUGGGAUGCCGUUUAGGAAUGCCCGUUAUUGAUAUUGAUGAUGAUGUUCUUGAAAGGACAUGGGGAAUGAGUGUAGCAGACAAACUCUCGGAGGUCGGUGGAGAUCGCUUCAUUGAAGAAGAAGGUAAAGCAGUUUGUGGGUUUACUGCUACAGGAAGCGUCAUCUCGCUAACUGGCUCCAAUCCACUGCAUCAGGACUCCAUGCAGCAUCUGAAACGCUCUGGACUCAUUGUCUAUCUGGAUGUGGAUGCAGAGGAUAUCAUGCAGAGACUUACUACAAUGAAGGUGAAUAGGAUUGUGGGUCAGGAUGCUGGCGUUUGUAUGCGAGACAUAUUACGGUACAGAAACCAGUUUUAUGAGAAAUGGUUGGAUGCACGAGUACUUUGUGGAAUAGGAGACUCGGUGGAGGAUGUGGCAAAAAAAGUGCUCAAAACUUUGGAUAGAUAUAAUGACUCAGAAUCAGAGAGCUUCAUUUCAACAAGGAGCAUAAACAAUGUUGCAAGCGAUCCUAAAUUCUUCAGUGACGUUGUUGUGGAGGGUCUUGCACCAGACGGGGGGCUUUACGUACCAAAGAACGGAUUUCCCAAACUAGAACCAUCAGAAUGGUUGAGAAUAGCCAACAUGCCAUAUGCCACGAGAGCUAUGGCUAUACUGGAAAACUGUAUCCAUCCUAUGGAUUUGUCCCCUGUAGAACUGAGCGCAAUGCUGAAUCAUGCCUAUGGGCAAAAUUUUUGUAAUAAAUCAGUUGUACCUCUUAAACACCUUUCAGACAAUCAAUAUAUCCUUGAACUUUUUCACGGCCCCACUGCCUCUUUUAAAGAUCUCGCACUGCAGUUAAUGCCACAACUGUUUGCUCACUGCCUUCCACCAAUGUGCAACUACCUCAUCCUAGUGGCCACAUCUGGAGAUACAGGUGGUGCGGUGCUGAAGGGGUUCAGUAAUCUUAAAGACACCGACCUGGAAAGGAUAGGAGUACUUGUAUUUUUUCCAGAGAAUGGUGUGAGUGAAAUCCAGAAACUACAGAUGACCGGAUUUCAAAAGGGCAAUGCCAGGUCCAUCGGUGUCUUAUCCGACUUUGACUUCUGCCAGAAGUCCAUUAAACGUAUGUUUGGGGACUCGAGCUUGACGGGACACAUAGCUGUGGAGUACGCAACGGUUCUCAGUACCGCAAACUCCAUCAACUGGGCUCGAUUGUUACCACAGGUGGUGUAUCAUUGCUCAGCCUACAUGGACUUGCUUAAAAACCGAGUGCUGACGUUUGGUGAUCCUAUUGAUGUUUGCAUCCCUACUGGAAAUUUUGGUAAUGCCAUGUCAGCCCUUUAUGCAAAACAGAUGGGAAUCCCGAUACGGAAGGUCAUAUGCGCAUCCAAUCAUAACUGUGUCAUAUCUGAUUUUAUUGCGAGCGGAGAGUAUGAUCUUCGAGGCAGGAAGCUGUUUGUUUCAAACUCUCCCGCUAUUGAUAUUUUAAAGUCCUCUAAUCUGGAAAGGUUUAUCCAUCACGUAUCCGGUGGGGAUGGUCAUCUUGUGAGAGACCUGUUCUUUAAUCUGGAGAAAGGUCAGGUUUUUAAAGUGUCUGAGGCUUUACUGCAGAAAAUAAAUAUGGAAGUUGAAGCAGGCUGGUGCUCUGAAGACGACUGCUUGAAAGCCAUUCAUGAUGUGCACAGGAGAACAGGCUACAUAAUGGAUACGCACACAGCGGUUGGCAAAGUGGUCGCAAGCCGUAUACAUGACAAUACCUGUCCACUUGUGUUAUGCUCGACAGCACACCAUGGGAAGUUUGCCUCAGCUGUGUUAAAAGCCCUUCGGUGUCAAAAUAUUCCUCAGGACCCUAUUGAACAGUUAGACAAACUCUGCACCAUUGGAGGUCAACAACAAAUGCAUGAAGAUUUGCUGAAGUGCCUGAGAAACAGCAAAGAUCAUCCAUAUAAAAUAUGUCAGGCUGACUUUAAUGUGCUGUCAGAAGAAGUAGAAACUAUGAUACAAGAUUCCUUUAUGAAAGUGCAGUAAGAUGUACAAAUUACUAGAUGGUUUAUCUUUAAACAUCAAACGUAAGACAUGUGCUUUCAUCGUCACUUACCUUUGUUGUGCUUGUGAAGUCCACAAAGAGUCUCUCAUUUGUUAUUUUAAGGUUGGAAAGGGUGAUCUAACCUUUGUGUCCUUCUGUGAAGCCCAUAUUGAUGCAAACCAAAGAUGCUGUACUACCCAAGAUUACAUGCUGUAUAUCCUUCUGCACACACAGUCAAUGGAUGCAAAGUCUGUGUUGUGUAGUUCAGGUGUUUUCAAAGUGUGGGUGGGGACCCAUAUUUGGGUCACACAGUGGGAUACGGUAGGUAGUGCAAAGUCACUAGGCUAUUGCAGUGAAUAACAGCAAAAAGGUUUAGUUCAAUAAAUAACUAGCAAUGACAAUGAUUUUGAUACUGCUUUUAAUCUUACAUUAUAUUUCUAAAAUGGAAAAUAAAAAACUACUUAAUUACAAAAAAGAAACAAAAUGUGUUCGCAAGUGGGUCGCAAGAUGAAAACUUUGGGAACCUCUGAAAAUGUAUAUAAAUUAUAUUUGUAGCGUAGUUGUAUAAAAUAUUUGAAUAUUUUUGUUCUGACAAAGUAUUUUGGAAAAUAAAUGAUUGGAGCUGUAAUGCCUACAAAGCACAUAAAGCAUAACACAGUUGUGUUUUGACUGUUGAGACAAAAACGUGCAUACCUGAGGAUUGACUGUCAGUUCCAGAGCCUGAGUGUGCCUCGUGCAAGAACAACUUUAAUGAAAGGUUUUGAUUAACUUCAAAUGUUGACUAGUAUAUUUCUGCUUUCAAUAGUGGAUGCAUAAUGUAUUUUGAAUGUACAAAUCUGAUCUUGUAAUGUCAACUAUUCUGUGCAUUUCUGAUUUGUGAAUAUUUUUUAAUUCAAGCCCCUCCAUUGUCCACAAUGAUAUUUGAAACCUCCCUCAUUUAGAGUUUCUUCCGAAUAAAAUUGAGCUUGGCAUAACUAGAAAGGUGUAAAAAUUGGUAUUUAAAAUCAUUUUCAGUAAUGUUGUGGCCCUAUUGAAUGUUUAUUGUUGAUUUAUAUGAAACAUAUAAUUUACAGCAGAUCAAUUUCGGUGUACUCACAAGUCCAUCACUGAUUGACAUCACAAUGGUAGCCUUUUUCAUAAAUAAAUGUAGACUCUCUC